GAUAGAAAGUCACAAGACUUUAUUGUUGGGUGUGGAGUCGAAGGUCAUUUUCCCUUUGUUCCUAAAGCCAUCAUGGAUCUUACAACGCUAUUUUACAAUCUUCGAGAAGAAGUGUCUUGUUCGGUGUGUUCAGAAUUAUUUACGGAUCCUAGACAUCUCUCCUGUCUGCACAGUUUCUGCUUAAAGUGUCUGAAUCGAUGGUACGAAACGUGCGGCGGCGGACAGGCCAUUAAAUGCCCGAAGUGCCAGACCCUAAGCAGAGUGCCUGCGAGCGGUGAUCUAAAAGAUCUUCCAACCAGUUUCUAUUUGAACGGCUUGAUCGAUGUUCUUGCCAUCAAAGAAUGCAAGAAGACUCAAGUUACAUGCGGAAACUGCGACAAGAAGUGCUCGGAAGCUUCGUAUUGUUUCCAGUGUUGCAUAUUUUAUUGCGAGCAUUGCUUAAUAUGUCAUAAUACCAUGCGAGACAAAAAGGAACACCGCGUACUGGCGUUAAAAGAAUUCCAAAGCAAGGACUACGAGGAUGUAUUGAAGCGACCAGUAUUUUGUUCAAAGGAACGACACCAGAAAGAAGAGCUCAAGUACUACUGCAAAAAAUGCGAGACGGCUCUUUGUCAAACUUGCGUCACUUUGAAUCACGGAGGUCAUGAUUUGAGAUUAAUCGAAGAAGAAGCCGAAAACAAAACACUGGAAAUAAAAUCUACCCUUCAAUCGCAGAGAGAAGGGUUAGAUGCAAAACAGAACGUAAUUGCUCAACUAGACGAGGACUGUGCUAAACUGAUUCAACAAAGUGAAAUCGCCAGGAGAGAUGUCCAAAAAUUUGCUGAUGGCUUGAUCAAUACAAUUCAAGCAAAAAUGAAAAAUGUUAUUACCGCUGUGGAAAACCAAACGAAGAAGUCACUCGAAAUUUUAAAAGCAAAAAGAAGUGCGAUUCAGCAACAGAUAAAUGCCACCGAAUCAUCACUGGAGGAAGCUGAUAAACUUUUAAAACGAAGCACCAAUACGGAAGUUGUUGAACUCAAUAAAUCACUACAAACAGUUUUUCAGGGAUUAAAUAAAACGGAGCCUAUUGCUCAUGACCCCAGUAGUCUGAAAACUUUUGUUUUCGUGGAAAAUCACAAGAUGCUUGAUAUCGUCAACAAGGAAGAAAUUGGAUUCUGGAAAAAACCCUACCGAACAAAAGCAAGUGAUUCUCUGGCUGAAGGUGAAGGACUGAAAGAAGGAACUGUAGCACGUAAAGCUCAAUUCAAUUUGAUCACAAGAAACGCGGAGAAAAAGCAAGGGUACAAUAGACAUGACCGUGUCACGGUGGAGAUCAAGGACGAGAAAGGACAAGAAUGCGUGACGGAAGUGCGAAUAAGUAAUAACAAAGAUGGGACCUACAAAAUCACUUAUUAUCCAAGAGUUCAAGGGACAUUCAAAUUAUUUGUAAAGGUUAACGGGGAACAUAUUUCUUGUAGUCCUUUUACUGUGAUUUUAAAAUCAUUUCAAGUCAAACCUGUUUUAUCCUUUGGAAAGGGAGGCUCGGGUGAGGGAAUGUUUCUUUAUCCUCUGGGGGUGGCAGUGAGUGAUGGGGACGAAAUAGUAGUAGUUGAUCAGUCUAACCAUCGGGUUCAAGUGUUUGACAGUAAUGGUACCUUUUUAAGAUUCUUUGGUCACGAAGGUGUGAAUGCUGGAGAGUUCAAAUACCCUCAUGGAACAGCUAUUAAUAAGGACAGGAAUAUUUUUGUAGCAGACAAUAACAACCACAGAAUACAGAAUCUUAGUUGGGAGGGGAGGCACCUGGGUUCAUUUGGCGGCAGAGGAAGCCUUGAUAGUCAGCUGUCUUACCCUCAGGGUUUAUCCUUAGAUAGUACUGGUAAUAUUAUUGUUGCUGAUUCAAGUAACAGUCUGAUUAAGAUCUUUACCCCGGAUGGUAGGUUUGUAAUGAAGAUAGGUGGGCAGGGUUCUUUAAGUUAUCCUAUGCACUGUGUUCAGUGUGGUGAAUAUUUCAUAGUGUCAGACUCACAUGAACACUGUAUCAAAGUAUUUAACAGGGAGGGGCAUUUUCAGUACAAGUUUGGUAAGAAGGGGAAGGGGGACGGGGAGUUUAAUUAUCCAUGUUUUCUGUCAGUGAGUCAGUUCAAGCACCUGUUAGUCUGUGAUCAGAAUAAUCAUAGAAUACAAGUCUUUGAAAUGGAUGGGAAGUUUGUAGGAAAAUUCGGUUCAAAUGGCAGCAAAUUAGGAGAAUUCAACUAUCCAUUCUCAACAGCUGUUUUAGGUAAUGACCAAAUUGUUGUGUGCGACGAAAACAAUUGUCGAAUUCAGAUAUUUCAAUAA
This is a messenger RNA of Porites evermanni, 2316 nucleotides long. Lineage: Eukaryota; Metazoa; Cnidaria; Anthozoa; Scleractinia; Poritidae. The record is from the annotation of a GenBank genome assembly.